AUACCUCGCAUAAGCUUGCUACGCAUUCAGUGUGCAGCGGAACUGGACAGAUCGCUUUCAAUAAAACGCAAAAAGCGAAAAUGCUUAAGUGGACUUCCUACCUUGUAAUCAUCUUACUCUUGCUAAUAAAGCUCAUUUCAUGUUUACCGAGAUCAUCUUCCUCCGAUUCAGUGGAUUCCAUUUUACCUGGAACAACAACGAUACCUCCAUCAGUAGGUGAAAAUGCAGCGCCAAUCAGUCACAAUAGCUUUGAGGAGGCGUUCCACAAAGGCUUAAUAAAUUUUCAAAACUUUCGUCUGCAACGAACCAAUCAAAUAGCCAAAGAUGUGCUCGCUGAUCCCUCUAUGUAUAGUAUUGAUAGUGAAGCUAUGCAGAAAGAAUUAAGUGUACUCAGAAAGUAUGUGACAGAUUCUAAGGAAGCAUUAAAUAAGGUUCUGCCUGGCGACCAGUUUGGUCCGUACACACGUUUCUUUUUUGCAGGCGAUAAAGAUGUUGUCAUUCAACGCUUCGACAGAUUUAAUCGGUCACAUGCUUCUAAGACCGAACCACUUACACCGGAACAGCAGGUAACACGGGAUGCCUUAAAGAAACGUGGCGCGUUGGAGUACGAUAAAGAGGUGGAUAAACGUUAUAAAGAAUACUUACACUACUUGGUGGAUGAAUUCGAAAUAUAUGUGAAAACACUCUCAGCCGCAGAAAAGGAGAAGGAUAAAGAUAUGAAAGAUAUGAUGGCGGCAUGGAAUGCAUACACAAAGAAUGAGCGUGGAAUGGAUAAAACUGCUUUUGGGCAAAGAUUGUUUCAAAUAAAUUUGAAGUUAUAGUAAACAUUGAAGGUGCUUAACCCUUUCAGUGAUUCUAUGCCAUAUGGCAUAGCCACUUUUUGAAGCCCAUUUUAGGUCAUAAUGCGUGUGGGUAUACUUUUUUAUUAAUUCUGUAUUUUUCUUUGAAGUGUUAAGUAUAAUUAAAUUUAAAAAAAAAGUUGAUUGAUGGACCCCACACAUUGUUAUGUUACAGAGAGCAAGCCUUCCUCGUGAGAUUCACAAUUUGCAAAAAAAGAACAUGUUAUACUUUUAUAUAUUUUGUUAAAUAAAAUUGUUAAUUUGUUAGAUUUUUGUAAUUAAUUUAGUAGAUAAACAUUGCCUUAGUAAUUUAGGAAAAAAUUAGAUCCGAAAUAUAGUUCAAUAGAGCUGCCCGAUUUUUUUUAUUUCAUACUUUAUAAAUUUAAAUUUUUUACAAGUUCACAAGUUUUUUUGUAUAAGUUCAUAUUGACUAGACGUGUUGACAAUGCCUAAUAAACUAAACACCGAAGAA
This is a messenger RNA of Bactrocera tryoni, 1311 nucleotides long. RefSeq lists its product as uncharacterized. The coding region runs from base 81 to 821 and encodes 246 amino acids. The transcript is spliced from 2 exons. The record is from RefSeq and is a predicted model, not a curated record. NCBI's taxonomy places the organism in Eukaryota, Metazoa, Arthropoda, Insecta, Diptera, Tephritidae.